AUGGCCUCAUCCCCGCAUGAGCACGUCGCUCAACCUUCGAUGGAGGCUUCCACAAAACAACAGAUUCCGAUGGUGGUCAGAGGGGCUAUGAAUGCGUCCGUCACGGGAGGGACUGGCGGCGAUGGGGUGGACGUUGGUAGUUCGAUGCAUUCGGACGACCGUAUUUCUCCACAUGAGUACAUUCCCACUCUGAUCUCCUCCGGGAAAAGCGACGAACAUGAUCUCCAAUACAAGGCACCUCAGAAACACCUCGGUGAGCAUCGAAGUAUCCGAGAAGACAUGUGGAUACAACAGCGCAAACGCUACGACGACUCUCAACAGUUCCAAGCAGACUUUAAAGCGAGUCGAAUCAAUCAAACCAUAAAGAGUGACAGUAUCCUUGAACGUCAACAACCUCGAAGGGUGCGCUUCGUGUCGGAUCAGCCGCAGGUCGGCAAUAAAAGUGGCGUUGAAAGCGGUCAUUCGUCCAAUAUUACCAUUGCAUCGCAGGAAAUGGAAAUAUCGAGAGGAACAAGCGAUCUGGCAUUCGGAAACGUUUCAAUGUUUACGAAAAUUGAGACGACAGUCCAAAGGGUCUUCCGAUAUACCACCGGCCGCGACGUUACUUUGUAUAUGAACUGGAGGUUUUUCGGAUUCCUCCGCGAGCAGUUCGGCGAAGCAGACAUCAAGGUCGAUUCAGUUGUGACCCUCACUGGUUCGGUUCUGUUUGCGCAGGCAACAACUUGUGGCGAUUACAUCCGCACAACGUGGCCGCGCAAUGCCAGUUUUUUUAUUGGAUUACUCCAACGUUUCUGGGACUCGCGCAAAUCGGAUUGGGGAUCACCGUUCAUCACUGGGUGUUUUGUUGACGAGCAUCUGGAAAUCAUGUAUGAAUUGUGGAGGGGGGGCUCAGUGAUGAUCAAAGCCACUGGGGAUGAAGAAACGAUACGGGACCUCGUUCAGAUGCUUGCCUGGGCCGGAGCAGCAUUUGGGUCUUCUUCCGGCGGUGAGAAUGUCGACUAUUGUCGUCCGGAUGUUUUCGGCGGUUUCGACAUCGUAAUCACAUUUCGGAGAGAACUACUGCCCACAAACGUCGAGGUCUGUUGGGUACCACUCUUCUCGGGGGCAUCGAUCGCAUACGGCUUUCCUAUACCUCGACGACGGGAUGAGAUUGGACUCGAGAUACCUCUGCAAAUCCUCACCGCGCUGUUGGGCGCCGUUCGCGCCGUCGAAUUUGAGGGCGGCGUUGUUAUCAAGGGUUUUUCCAGCAUGAUUGUGCCUACUGAGAAGAGGGGUGAUAUUGUCCAGUGGCACCUUCUAGCUAACACAAACUGUGAGGAGCGUCUCUCGUAUCGUGAGGGUCUCCUGCGCUGCCCGAAGCGAGCUUUGAUGGACGAAGUCGACCUCGAAUGUCUUCAGAAGACGCGUGCGGUGCUUGGUUGGUGCUCUGCCACACGCUGUUCGCUUGGUGGUCAUGAUGCCAACUACAGCUCCAUCGUCUACUCAGGUGCAGAAGAAGCCGGUGGGUCGAUCAAUUUUACAGGAGGAAGCUUGGGCUUUCAGCAAUUUGGCGUGGCACAAAUCGACUUCAGACUGGGGCCAAAGGACGGAAAAUGCCACUUCCAUCGCACUGGCCCUUACCGGAGCAUAGUGAGUGCGGCAGAAAAGACCCGAGUUGUCCUCUACGACACAUCAGAUCAACGAGGAUGGCUCGUACCUGCGUCAGAAGUCAUCCUACACAUGUGUCAACACCGUCACCGGCUCGAGCCGUUUGUGGUCGCCGGUUCAUCAGUCCUCUUGCCUUCUCCCGAGAUCACAGGACAGUCUGUUAAAGAGGCUAAAGAGGUACUCUUGGAAAAUGAGUCGCUUACUCUGACCGAAUCGUCGAACGAGAAAUACACCUUGAGAGACCUCGUUUUGAACUACUGGUCACUCCUCGAGUUCCUGCUUGACCAGAACGUGAGAAGGGAUCAAGCCCACAGAUUGAGCAUGCACUUGCCCCUACAAGAAGUCCUGCAAGGCUAUGAAUACAGGUCUGUGGUUGAGGAACGCUCUCCUUUUCGGACAAAGCGGACAACACUAAGAAGGACGUGUGGUGGCUGGCCAGCCCUAGUACGAGACGUUGACGCCCUGGUUCUUUUUGCCAGCGGGUUCGAGGACAUAUUGCGUCCUCUGGAAAACGACCAGCUUCAAGACAUAUGCGUCAAGUGGCGUUCUAUGCCCCGAGAGAUGAGCUAUCUUGCUACCACUGUCAAAGUCCUGAGAGACCUUUACGAAGUUGCUGGCAGUCGCUCAACCAGGGAAUACCUCACUUCGACUCGCCUGCGAUGGCUACAAGGUGACUCGAGUCUAUUCGAGCCUUGUACCUCUCCGGGAGCCUCUCAUUGUGACUGCGCACGCCUACAGACGAUUGUAUCAACAUCGGCCUUCAAUAAGAGACCAAUGCCUUCAGGGCCAGCCAUUGAUGGGUUUGAAGGCGGCGCGGUAAUUUUUGGUCGGCCCAGCUCUGCUUCUACAAAACUAAAGCUGAGGUUGGAUGCGCUUGAAACGGGUGGGAUGAACAGCCAGCUAACUGCGAUCUUUGCGCUCUUGGGGACAACCCGUCCGUCUCGAGAUCUUGAGCAUCGGUGUCAAGGAGAGCCUCUCCCUACUUUAGAGCCUUAG
Molecule: messenger RNA, 2643 nt
Organism: Fonsecaea nubica
Lineage: Eukaryota; Fungi; Ascomycota; Eurotiomycetes; Chaetothyriales; Herpotrichiellaceae
Exons: 2
Coding region: 1-2643 (880 amino acids)
Source: RefSeq, a predicted model, not a curated record